AUGUUGGAAGGGGAUGCUCAGCACUGGUGGCAGGGCAUUCAACGUUUACUGCAGCAAUAUGAGGGUAAUAUUUUGUGGAAUGUUUUCAAAGAAGAGUUCUAUAAGAAGUACUUUCCUAGAGCUACUCGUGAGGCAAAGGAGAUGGAGUUGAUGCAGUUAAAACAGGGAAGUAUGUCUGUUGCUGAGUAUACAAGGAAGUUUGAAGAUUUAUGUCAUUUUUCCAGGGUUUGUCAAGGGAAUCCAGCAGAUUUCGAAGAGUGGAAAUGGUUGAAAUUUGAAGGAGGACUCCGUGAAGAUUUGUUUAACUCAGUGGUUCCAUUGGAAAUACAGAAUUUUGCGGAGUUGGUUAAUAAGAGUCAGCUAGUAGAGGACUGUGCUAAGAAGAUAGUUACAGCUCGGAUGAAUCGCCCAGGAUCUUCUUUUCAAAAUUAUAAUCAGUAUAUAGCUCCUCAGGGAAGGAAAUUUAAGUAG
Messenger RNA from Arachis duranensis, 471 nucleotides. RefSeq lists its product as uncharacterized. The coding region runs from base 1 to 471 and encodes 156 amino acids. The transcript has a single exon. The record is from RefSeq and is a predicted model, not a curated record. NCBI's taxonomy places the organism in Eukaryota, Viridiplantae, Streptophyta, Magnoliopsida, Fabales, Fabaceae.